GCCCUCCUGCUACUACUACUCCUACUAUGCUGGCAGCAUUGCUGGAGUAACUUCACUGCUGGCUGGGGGCAGUAGUGGCUGUGCAUGCUAUGCCCUGUACCACAGGCACUUGGAGUAAAUCAGGGACUGGAGCAGGAGCUUCUUCUAGAUAGACCUGCCUGGAGCCGGCACUUGGCUUAGGCUUUGCAGGUCGAUCAAUGGAUCUUUUAUGCCCCUGGAUGAAGUAUGAAGGCUGGGAGUAACACUUGGAGUCCAGCUGAUCCUGCUCGCUAUUAAUUGUGAGGAGCCCUCCCACCCCCCGGAGCAGCUCAAGUCUAGCAUGUCAGAUGUCCUAUCGUACAGAUCCGUUCUUCCUGGAUGAAGUCACAGCAUCUAUAGGGCCAUCCUAUUGUGUCUUAUGGGAGUCUUAUCUGCACUAACAAGCAUCCAUCAAGAUAGUCAGACCACAGCUGAUCCUGCCGGAGUAAACUUAUUUUAAUUUUUUUCCCCCUUGGCUGCUUUCAUGUGAUCAUUGUUCAGAUCUGAUGAGAAAGGGAAGACCAUUGUAAUUGAGGAUAAUAACCCUUUCACUACUGUGUACUGGUGUCCCAGCUCUGCACUGUGCAAUGAACAUGCUCCCCUGGCUCCUCUUCCUCCUCACUGGCUGGACUAUCUGCGAAAAGUUCUCCCUAUGUUAUGGCCUUGACUACGAUUUUCCUUAUGACGCUGAAGAGGAAAAACCUGAGGUCAUUGACUACAAGGAUCCUUGUAAAGCUGAAGUCUUUUGGGGAGACAUUGCCUUAGAUGAAGAAGAUUUAAAAAACUUUAAAAUAGACCGAACAAUUGACCUCACACAGCAUGUAAAUGAACACUUGGGACAUACCACAGGUGGCCUUGAAGAGCAUGAACUGUCCAAAAAAAAAGGAGCACUCUAUCAGCUUAUAGACAGGAUAAGAAGAUUUGGCUCUGGUUACGAGCACACAAAUGCAACGGGUGAAAAAGCAGAUCUGAAACCCUCAGGGAAAAGUGAGAAGAGGAGAAUUCCCAGAGCUGCUACAUCACGCACAGAAAGAAUAUGGCCUGGAGGGGUUAUUCCAUACGUUAUUGGAGGCAACUUCACUGGAAGCCAGAGAGCCAUGUUCAAGCAGGCCAUGAGACACUGGGAGAAACACACCUGUGUUACCUUCAUAGAGCGCACUGAUGAGGAAAGCUACAUUGUGUUUACAUAUAGACCUUGUGGGUGCUGUUCUUAUGUGGGUCGAAGGGGAAAUGGCCCUCAAGCAAUAUCAAUUGGCAAAAACUGUGAUAAGUUUGGAAUUGUGGUUCAUGAACUAGGUCAUGUGAUAGGCUUUUGGCAUGAGCACACCCGACCGGACCGAGAUGAUCAUGUGACUAUUAUCAGGGAAAAUAUUCAACCAGGCCAGGAGUACAACUUUCUGAAAAUGGAACCCGGAGAAGUGAACUCACAAGGAGAGGCAUAUGAUUUUGAGAGCAUCAUGCAUUAUGCACGGAACACCUUCUCAAGGGGUAUGUUUUUGGAUACAAUUCUUCCCUCCCGAGAUGAAAAUGGUUUGCGACCUUCUAUUGGGCAGCGCACACGGCUCAGUGUAGGAGACAUUGCACAGGCAAGGAAGCUGUAUAGAUGUCCAGCAUGUGGCGAAACAUUACAAGAUUCUACAGGCAAUUUUUCAUCUCCUGGAUUUCCAAAUGGCUACCCUUCCUAUACUCAUUGCAUUUGGAGAAUUUCUGUGACCCCAGGCGAAAAGAUUGUUUUAAAUUUCACUACUAUGGAUGUCUACAAGAGCAGCCUGUGCUGGUAUGACUAUAUUGAAGUCCGAGAUGGCUACUGGAGAAAAUCUCCAUUGCUGGGCAGGUUUUGUGGUGAUAAACUCUCAGAAGUCUUGAUAACAACAGACAGCCGAAUGUGGAUUGAGUUCCGAAGCAGUAGUAAUUGGGUGGGGAAGGGGUUUGCUGCAGUUUAUGAAGCAAUUUGUGGUGGAGAGAUCCACAAAGAUUCUGGGCAGAUCCAGUCUCCCAAUUAUCCAGAUGACUACCGGCCAUCGAAGGAAUGUAUAUGGAAAAUAACAGUAGCAGAUAAUUACAAUGUUGGAUUAACCUUUCAGGCGUUUGAGAUUGAGCGCCAUGACACCUGUGCUUACGAUUACUUGGAAGUAAGAGAUGGCAGCAGUGAAAACAGCCCUCUCAUUGGACAUUUCUGUGGCUAUGACAAGCCGGAUGAUAUCAGAUCUACCUCGAAUACCCUGUGGAUGAAAUUUGUUUCCGAUGCAACUGUGAACAAAGCAGGGUUUGCUGCUAACUUCUUAAAGGAGGAAGAUGAGUGUGCCAAACCAGACAACGGGGGUUGUGAACAACGCUGUGUGAACACUCUGGGAAGUUAUAAAUGUUCUUGUGAUCCCGGCUAUGAGCUUGGUCCAGACAAGAAAAGCUGUGAAGCUGCAUGUGGGGGAUUGUUAACCAAACUCAAUGGAACUAUAACUACCCCAGCAUGGCCCAAGGAAUAUCCUCCUAAUAAGAACUGUGUGUGGCAGGUGGUUGCACCUUCACAGUACAGGAUAUCGGUGAAGUUUGAAUACUUUGAACUAGAGGGUAAUGAGGUUUGCAAAUAUGACUAUGUUGAGAUUCGAAGUGGCCUAUCCUCCGAUUCGAAGUUACAUGGAAAGUUCUGUGGGACUGAAGUGCCUGAGGUUAUUACCUCCCAAUACAACAAUAUGAGAAUAGAAUUUAGGUCUGAUAAUACGGUAUCAAAAAAGGGCUUCCGUGCACACUUUUUUUCAGACAAAGAUGAAUGCUCUAAAGAGAAUGGAGGCUGCCAACAUGAAUGCAUCAAUACUAUUGGUAGCUAUGUCUGUCAGUGCCGCAAUGGAUUUGUACUCCAUGAGAAUAAACAUGACUGCAAAGAAGCUGAAUGCGAGCACAGAAUUCAUAGCCCUAAUGGAGUGAUAACAAGCCCCAACUGGCCAGACAAGUAUCCAAGUCGGAAAGAAUGCACUUGGGAAAUAAGUGCCACUCCAGGCCAUAGGGUUAAACUAGCAUUUGGCGAAUUUGAGAUUGAGCAGCAUCAAGAGUGUGCUUAUGACCAUCUGGAGAUUUUUGAUGGUGAAACAGAGAAGUCUUCUAUCCUGGGACGAUUAUGUGGUAAUAAGAUCCCAGAGCCUUUGGUUGCCACAGGAAAUAAGAUGUUUCUCCGUUUUGUGUCGGACGCAUCUGUACAACGGAAAGGUUUUCAGGCCACGCAUUCCACAGAGUGCGGAGGUAGACUGAAACCAGAAUCCAAGCCAAGAGACUUGUUUUCACAUGCUCAGUUUGGAGACAACAAUUACCCAGUCCAGGCAGAUUGUGAGUGGUUGUUGGUGACAGAAAGAGGUCUUCGGGUUGAACUCAGCUUCCCAACAUUUGAGGUGGAAGAAGAAGCAGACUGUGGUUAUGACUAUAUGGAGCUCUUUGAUGGUCACGAUACAUCUGCAAUGCGGCUAGGAGGUUUCUGCGGAUCAGGGCCUCCAGAAGAAAUUAUAUCCAGCGGGGAUGCAAUACUAAUUCAUUUCCAUACUGAUGAUACAAUCAGCAAGAAGGGAUUUCAUAUACGAUACAAAAGCGUGAAGUAUCAAGAUACCCUACACACCAAAUAACACAUGAAACCUCUGCAGCUGAAAAAUGGGGGAUUAAAGGCCGCACAUGUGAACUUUGAAAAGGAAGUGUUUUUUUUUUUGUUUUUUUUUAAACGUUAUUAGUACAAAGGUUUUAUAUCGUAAUUAAAAUUGGAAGCAUCGACAUAAGGAACUGCACUGGCCAGUCAUGGACGAAUUAUUGUAGCAAAAGACGUUGAUAAAAUGGUCUCAAGUGCACUACCAUAGCAGACGUUGAACAAAGUGUUUUUGCAUGCUGCUAGGGAAGCUUUUGGGGAAUUCACAAAAAUGACAACUUAUAGGAUUGUGUGCAAUAUAUUGGUUUUUAUGUUCUUGUUUUCAACAACAUAUAUAUGACACAGGAGGAGGUUGUCCAUCUUACGGCGGUUUUAGGAUAUAUUCACAGGCACAAAAUGAAAAAAAAAGUGGUGAUUUCAACAGAGAAUAUUUAUAUUCGACAGAAGCCAUUCUGAGUUCCUUUUUGUGAAUUUCCCCUUAAGCGCUUUCAUACUUAGCUUGACAUUUGUCAAUGCUCCCUGCAAGAUCACUCUGCACCGUUCAUUGAAAGUCAUCCCAAGGACAGCUCUAUCUUGUGACUAUUGUCUGAGAAGAAAUAAAAGACAAGAUGAAAAGUUCCUGCAGGCCACUGACUCAUGUGUUCACAGAAUUCCUCAGACUGGACUUUUGUGCUUUGCAGGCAGCUUAUCAUGCAAACAAAAUGGCAUACAGAAUGCGAAAUAAGAAGAUCUUUAGGAGAUGUUCGGGAACCCGGUCAGGACUCCUCCAUUUAUCCAGUUACACAAAGAUGCUUAGGAUGUGCGAACUUAAAGCCUCUUUGUCUCCACACAGACGUCUGCUUUACAUCCGAGAAAACAGCCACUUUUGUUCCUUUCGUUAUAACCAUCAUUUAUGUGAAUGUAACAUUCUCUUUCCUCCACUACAUUCAUAGUGUGAAUGCUGUUCAGUAAAGGAGGUUUUCAAUUUACUCAUCUAACAUGCCAUAUGUUGUACUGCACUGUUACAAACAUAAUCAGGGACUUGUUAGUGGUUUUCAAGUCUGUCCUACUUCUCAGACUCCUUGUUUUCUGAGGGGAAUAAAAGUAAAAAAUAAAAUGAAGCUGCAGUCAGGAACUAUAAUCAGCUGAAUUGCAAAACCCGAAAUCCAGACUCCAGUUUCAGUAUCCAUCUUUAUAAUGGCUGCUAUUUCAUUAGUGUGUAACUAUUAAGGACAAACUUUAAUUCAGACUCCAUUAAAUGCAGAGAUUUCAGUAGUGGCUGUACAAAAAAAAAAAACCUUAGACUAUAUAUUCCGCUUAUACAUAACAUGUUAUUGGAUGAAAUCUCCAAUGGUGCUAUAUCCGUUAUGAAAACACACUACAAAUAUUCUGAUAAAGAGAAAAAAUAUAUAUAUAAUUGAGCCAACAAAAGUGAGAAUUAUGAAUGUGUCCUAUGACGUCUACAUACCAUGACUAAAGACUCCUGAAGUAUAUGGAGAACUCCUUGCAAUUUUAGCUCUGCGUCCUGUGGAACAACAAUUGUUGCCUUAGAAUUCUUGCACAUGAUCGAAGCGAUCUUCUUGUAGAUACAUCUGUAAUUUGAUAUGCCUCUGGACAACUUUAACAUUUUAACAUAUGUUACAAAGGAUCUUUAAGGACAUUUUAGACAUAGCUCGAGCAUAUACUGUAUAUAUAACAAGCUGCUUCCUCGGUAGGUGUACUGUGUUCUUUUUAAACUGUUCUGUUACGUGCUUUUAGACAUUGUACAGCCAUGAUGUAUCUGCUAUUGUCAAUUUGUAUGAAUGUACAUGUUCCAGGUGUGUGAAAUAUCUUGUAUAGUCGACCAGUUCAUUGUUACGUUAUGUGCCAAAUGGUUUUAUUUUUAAUAUUUUUUCCUAUCAACAGUAGCAACUUUUUAUUUAAAGUUGUCAUAUGCAGAUAGCUAUGGUUUAUUUAAGAGAUUGAUUCCUGUAUGUUUUAUUAAAUACAAAUCUGGUUUUGAUAUGCAUCAAACAUCUGUUAUCUCAC
Bufo bufo (common toad) is the source of this 5647-nucleotide messenger RNA. RefSeq names its product tolloid like 1 (gene TLL1). Gene Ontology annotation, molecular function: metalloendopeptidase activity; calcium ion binding; zinc ion binding. Gene Ontology annotation, biological process: proteolysis. The record is from RefSeq and is a predicted model, not a curated record. The coding region runs from base 606 to 3626 and encodes 1006 amino acids. The transcript is spliced from 22 exons. NCBI's taxonomy places the organism in Eukaryota, Metazoa, Chordata, Amphibia, Anura, Bufonidae.